UUGAGAAUUUUCCAAGCAGAGGAUUGGUUAAUAUUUUGCUAAUCUAGCCAAGAAAAUCUGAUUAGGGUUUAGCGAUUACUAAACUCGAGAAAGAUUGAGGGAAAGAUGCCAGAUGAUAGGCAGCCAUGGAUCGAUCUGCCGAAGGAAUUGUUGGAAAAGAUCGGCGAACACGUUGAUUCUCGUGUAGAUAUUCUCCGGUUGAGGUCAGUUUGUACUUCAUGGUGGUCUUCUGUAUCACUGCCUUCGUUUGACGAAGAACUUCCUUGUGUUCUCCUCAAUCUCCCUUUUCCCCUCGUUAUCGAUACCAUCCUCUCGCGAAACUUGAUUUGUCGGAUCGAAUUAGUUCAUCAAAAUCCAAACUCUUCAGAAUCAAAGCCAAAGGGUUGGUUGACUCAGGUUGGAGAGUCCAAAAGGGGGAAAUUGCAGCUUUUGCAUCCAGUCUCAGGUUGCCAAAUCGAAUCCUCUUCAAUUUCAUUAAACUUGCAAGACUUUCGUUUUAUCGAAUUAGGUAAAGCAUUUAAGCUUAAAUUAGCAAAUGCAGAUGGGUUUUCUCUUUACGGAGUGACAAAAGUUGUUCCAUUCCCAAUUUCUGCAAGUUGCAAAGAAAACAAUGUCGCAAUUCUGGCCAUUUACGAGGGAGGCAAAUUGGGUUACUGGGAAUACGGAGAUACAGAAUGGGAACUUUUGGAUGAUUGCAAUUUUGAAUAUGAUGACAUAAUUGUGUAUAAGAGUCAGUUAUAUGCUGUUGAUAGAUCGGGUAUUGUUUGGUGGAUCAAUUCAUCAUUGAAGGUGAUUCAAUAUUCGCCUAUUCUUUAUAGUCAUGGCAGCCGAAAGACUUUGGUGGAGUCAUGUGGAGAUCUUUAUGUGGUUGAUAGGUUUCUUGAUGGAGAAAGGAUUCAGAGGAACAAGAAUAAUUAUAGAGAAUGUUUUGUACUUUAUAAUAAUGAUGAACCGACCCAUCGUACCAGAAUGAAGCUCAAGACAAUUGGUAUAAGAGUAUAUAAGCUGGAUGAAGAGUGGGGGAGGUGGGAAGAAGUGAAAUCCUUAGGCGAUCGAGUCUUUGUUUUGGGUAUGGAUUGUUCUUUCUCAAUCUCCUCUGUUGAAUUCUAUGGAGGAAAAUGGAACAGCAUUUACUUCACAGAUGAUGAUGAAUCAGGAUUAAGCUGUGACGAUAUUGGAAUUAAUGUGUUCCAAUUAGAGGAUUGCAGCAUUAAGAGACUUGAAAAGUUUCCUGAGUAUUCUGAGAUAUUCUUGCCCCCUCAGCAAUGGAUUGACACAAAACAAGCUUUUCGAGAAGGAUUGCAGAUUGCUUAGAUGUAGAAAUUGUAGCAGUGAAAGAGGAUGUAUUGCUGAAGAAGAAGAACUCUUUAGUAAGUUCUUCAGAAUUGCAAGUGUUCAUUGUUCUGUAAGUUUUUGUUAAUUCUAUUGCCUGGCACUUGCAGAGAGUAAGUUGUCAUGAGACUGGCGUUUUCUAUGGCUGGCUCUAAUUAUGAAACACAUGCUGAAAUCUUAUGCUUGUUACUUCUUGUUAAUGGCAUAUAAUCUUUUACCCA
Messenger RNA from Manihot esculenta (cassava), 1553 nucleotides. Its product is annotated as putative F-box protein At1g65770. The transcript has a single exon. Gene Ontology annotation, molecular function: protein binding. The record is from RefSeq and is a predicted model, not a curated record. NCBI's taxonomy places the organism in Eukaryota, Viridiplantae, Streptophyta, Magnoliopsida, Malpighiales, Euphorbiaceae. The coding region runs from base 106 to 1314 and encodes 402 amino acids.